AUGUUACGAUUCUUCUUUCGCUAUGGAUGGGUUAAAUUGUGCUAUGUAUUUAUCGGACUCUUAUUUUUAGUUGUUCUAUUUAUUUACACAUUCUCUCGCGAAAAUCUAUCGAAAACUACAAUUAAAACAUCGCAUACCUCUUCAUCUCCGAUUCUAUCAUCAAGUAUUCGUACACAUGAUUUUCGUCUUUAUUCGGAAUCUCGUCCAUUUCUUGAAUACAAUCGUAUUCAAAUCAAUGAUAUUGCUCAAUCGAUGUUUAAUUUUAAUAAAAGUGAAGUCGAUGAAAAAAACGACUAUUCUAAAGCCAUUGAAUAUUCGGAAUCGAAAUUUCGUUUUGCACCAAUUCCAAUUGUUUGGCUUGAUGAAUACGGUGAUGUCCAUUGGAACCGUGCAGCUCAAUAUGAAACAUUAUAUUAUUUAUUGGCAAAACAAUUUCCUAAUGAGAAUAUAUCAACUUGUUUAACUCGACAAUUAAUUAUUUUAGAACAAUGGCCGAUGGGUUUUUUCAGUCGCCAUCAUUGCUUGAUUGAACAUUUCGGACAAACUUUAUAUUCGCCAUCAAUGACUUUACUUAUGCCUAGACGUUUAGUUGUAUCGAAUGCAGCAGUAGAAGAUUUUCAAAAUGAAGGUAUACUUCGAUAUUAUCAAUCCAUAUCAUUGUGUUCAUCUUAUUUACAUCAUCCAACAUUAAAAUCUCUUCAUGAUCGUAUACAAUCUACUGAUCAUACUUCAAAGGAUACGAAAGUUAUUCAUCAUAUAAAUCAAUUAAUUGAACGUGAUGAAUCAACAGUCAAAUUUAAAUAUAGUACAGAUAUAUGGAAGUUUGGUUAUGACCAUGUACCACACAGACGAUGGUUAUUCGAUCGAAAUAGAAAAGAAAUUAAGAAAAUGAUCGAUUAUCAUUCUCCAAUUAAAUCACUUAUUGAUCAUUCAAAUGAACAUAUUUAUUUUUAUAAUAGUUCAUCAUUCAAUUUAACUGCAUGGAUACCUAGAAAUUCUCCCCAAGGACCACCCAAAGAAGUUCUUGCUGGUACUACAACUAACUUAGCAAUACGGGAUAAAAUCUUCACUUCAUUUCUUCGCUACAUGUUUCUCUUAUUCUUGUCUCCAUUAGCUCCACGUAUUCAAACAUCAGCAAAAUUAUUAGCUCAUCAUUGGUCGGAAUAUUUAUCAGACAAAUAUAAUAAACCCUAUAACGUAGUUUUAUCAAAAAUGGCAGUUGUAUUUAUUCGUCGUGGUGAUAAAAUGCCUGAGGAUUCAUUUUGGCAUAAGCAUCGUCGAUGGAGAAAUAUAUCUAUGUAUGUCAAAGGUAUAGUCGAUGAAGAAAAACGUCGUCAAAUAAAUUAUAAAGCAAUAUUUGUUAUGACUGAUGAUGUGGCCGUAAUGAAAUCUAUUCAAGAAUACGCGCGUGUUGGUUUGAUAGGUGUAAAUAACGAUGAACCCUAUGCACGUCGACAUUUACAUGGUCGAGAAAUAUUAUUUAAUGUUUUUGCACCUCAAUCUUGUUUUGAUCCAUUUGUUCGUAUUGGUUUUGAUCAAUUUCUAGUCAAUGUACAAUUUAUUACUGAUCAUGCAUCACUUGUUGUUGGACAUACAGAUUCUAAUGUUGGACGAUAUUUAGAAGAAAUUAUUUAUGUUAAUCGACAACAUGAAAAAAAUGUUCGAACAUUGACAUAUGUUAUUAAUGCACCAGAUUCUCUUGAUUAG
Molecule: messenger RNA, 1707 nt
Organism: Rotaria socialis
Lineage: Eukaryota; Metazoa; Rotifera; Eurotatoria; Philodinida; Philodinidae
Source: the annotation of a GenBank genome assembly